Messenger RNA from Syzygium oleosum, 838 nucleotides. Its product is annotated as 14 kDa zinc-binding protein. The record is from RefSeq and is a predicted model, not a curated record. Gene Ontology annotation, molecular function: adenylylsulfatase activity. Gene Ontology annotation, cellular component: cytoplasm. Bases 64 to 522 code for a protein of 152 amino acids. The transcript is spliced from 5 exons. Lineage: Eukaryota; Viridiplantae; Streptophyta; Magnoliopsida; Myrtales; Myrtaceae. Gene Ontology annotation, biological process: sulfur compound metabolic process; purine ribonucleotide metabolic process.
GCGUGGAGUUUAAGGUUUUAGUGAGCGGAGAGUGGCGGUGGUGGCUUCUAGAAGGGGAGCGCGAUGGCCUCGCGCUCUAUAUGUAGGCUCGCCCUGGUGAGCUCUCAUCUGUCGCCCAACCCUCUCAUGGCGUCUGAGAAGGAAGCCGCUCUCGCCGCCGCCGCCGCUCCCUCCGAUUCUCCCACCAUAUUUGACAAGAUCAUUAAGAAGGAAAUUCCUUCCACUGUUGUGUUUGAGGAUGAUAAGGUGCUGGCUUUCAGGGACAUCUCUCCUAAGGCUCCAACACACAUUCUGAUCAUCCCAAAAGUGAAGGAUGGGUUAACUGGACUGUCUAGGGCUGAGGAGAGGCACUGUGAGAUUCUUGGGCACCUUCUUUACACUGCCAAACUUGUUGCCAAGCAGGAAGGCCUGGAAGACGGCUAUCGUGUUGUGAUUAAUGAUGGACCAAGUGCAUGUCAGUCAGUUUACCACAUUCACGUCCACCUCCUCGGAGGGCGACAAAUGAACUGGCCACCAGGCUAAGUUUGAUAGUCACGUACUGGAAUUGAAGGAGAGAAUUCGCUGAUAUCCUGUCAUAAACACUUGUUAAGACCUGAGCUAGACUCUGCUACUUUUUAAAGGUAUUUGAAUGACGUAAAUGGAGUCUGAUAAUUUACCGAGAGUGCCAUAUCGUUGGCCUCUGCGCGAUAGCCAGCAGGCCAAUACAGUCUGCUAUUUAGCUAUUUGCACGGUGAGCACGUUCAUGGCAUAUUCUUUCUUUUCAAAGAGAUGCUUUGAUCAAUCACUGGUCCGAGAACUUUUGUGGUAAGUAAAGCAUCGUAUGAUGUGUUUGUUUUCU